This is a messenger RNA of Hyla sarda, 3789 nucleotides long. RefSeq names its product CD226 antigen-like. Gene Ontology annotation, cellular component: external side of plasma membrane. Lineage: Eukaryota; Metazoa; Chordata; Amphibia; Anura; Hylidae. The record is from RefSeq and is a predicted model, not a curated record. Gene Ontology annotation, biological process: positive regulation of T cell receptor signaling pathway; positive regulation of type II interferon production; positive regulation of mast cell activation. The transcript is spliced from 8 exons. Bases 460 to 1404 code for a protein of 314 amino acids.
UGUGGUCACUUGCAUAUAAAGAAUAUUUUCUGAUUAUUUAUUUAGUUUCACUUUUCUUGCCAUGAAUGUUGCUCCUAUGUCGGUCUGUACAGUUUGGGAGAUAUCUAGACUGACUAAUCCCCCAUAUACCUUCUCAGUUAUGCCCUGUUGCCCUUGGUUAUGACCAUCAUUCAUGCUCAGUUCAACUGCAUAUUGAUUGUUCUCUUUAUUGUGUAUGCAGGCAUGUGGGAAAGUGAGUGUGCCGUUGCAUAGCAACCACAGGGUCAGAGUUCAAAGAGAAACCAGGAACUGAUCAGAUCCAUGUGGGAGCAGAACAGUACAGGAUGUUACCCACUUCCUAAAAAAAAAAGCCAGAACAUUUGUCUUCCUUUACCUACAUGUAUGUGCUACACAGCUGAUUGUACUUAGCUUUGUGGGAAAACCCCCAUUGGCAAGUGUAAAGAUCCCCAACUUAAGAAGAUGAAAACGAUAGUCGGUCUGCUCUUCCUGUACACAGUUCAAACUAUUCAUCUUGAAGAAAUAGUGGAUACCACUUUAGUACUCAGAAGUACAAUAACUUUGGACUGCAGCUAUUCAGGCAAUGCAACCGCUAUACAGUUUCACUGGUCGAAGGUCAAUGGAACGUUUGAAGAAACAAUAUGUACUAGGCAUCAAAGUUAUGGAAAAUACAUUUCAGAAAAGUACAUGAGUAGACUGUCAUUUGUAGUUGAAAAUUCCGCAUCAGAUGUAUCUAUAAUAUUGAAAGAGACCUCAGAAGCAGAUAUUGGGAUCUACAUCUGUUAUGUUGCCCUUUUUCCAACCGGAACAGUGAAAAAAGUAAUAGCAGUGCAAGCAGAUGAUUUUGGUCAUAUUGAGCCUUCAUCACACCAGUCCUUUAAAGAAAACGCUAGCAUUACUUUGAACUUCCUAUACACCUUAUUGGGAGAUGUGAAGCAAGUGACUGUACAAAAAUUUACAAGUGGGAAGAUUGACUUAGUUGCAUCCUGUGCACAUGUAAGGAAUGGAAGAACACGCCUGUCAUAUGGUUUUGAUUUUAUUCAUCACAGCUUUGUGAACUGUUCAAACCUUCAAAAUAUUACUUUAAUAAUCCAUAAAGCAUGCGUCACCGAUGAUGGACUCUAUCAGUGCCUUUUUUGGUCAGAUGUCAAGACUCAAACCAUCUCCAAAAGGGUGUACUUGCAGAAAAAGGGUACCACUUCAUUUAGCAUGUUGGCCUUAAUAUGUGGAGCAUCUUCCCUUGUUAUUGUUGUGAUCUUCACGAUAGCAGCUUUAUGUCUUGUAAGUGUUUACCAACGAGAAUGCCACCAAGUGUUGCAAACCUUGGCAUGCUCGGAGUUGCAGUUUUGCAAAAGCUGGAGGCACCCUGGAAAAAGAAAAACAAGAAAAUCCAGGCAAAACAAGUAAAUGUCAGCUUCAAUUCAACAUAUCCUCAGCUUCAACUAGACACUGGUGAUGGAGAGCACGUGUAUGCCAAUUUUGUAUCCAAUACAUCAUUCUCAAGAUCAUGGACUUAGAAGUGGAGCCUAUAAAUUAGGAUCAUGUAAUGGGAGGCAACAAGACAGCUAUAAACAAAAUUCCUACUUUAUAGGAAGAUGACUUAUUAUUGUAUCUAUGAUUAGAAGGAAUGUUUAAAAUAUUGGAAAAACAUUUUUAGAGUUUGGGAUUGUGAUAAAAAAUGAACCUAUACUCUGUAUACUCCAAUACCUGUUUUAGCCCUCACUGCGCCCAGUGCUGCGGCCUUGGUUCUAUCUUUUGGCUAGGUUUACUAUAUGCUUUUUUACCCAUGUCACCACUGAAGCCAAUCAGUGGGCUCAGUGGUAUUUGGCUGCUUCAGUACAGUAUGCUUAUGUUUUGCAUAAACAAUGUAACCUAGGGGUGGGUGGGCAUCUAGUUAGUAAACCAUACAUAUGUUCAAAAGGUUUUGUGGUCUCCAAAUGGUUCCUGAUCAUGCACUCCUUAAUAUUUAUAUUUCAACACCAAGAAGGAAAUGUUGUGGAAUUAGGUAAAACACAGGAUCAGAGAUAUGUUUAAGGACACCUCCAGAGAUGCAGUCCCACACUCUCAUCACAGUUUGGCAUGGAGAAAUGGCGGUCAGGUUUCUAUGGCAACUGUACAACACCCAGUGAGUUUGGUGCAUUAGUAGACUCUUCCAUGGAACUUCUUGGGCAUUAUACAGUACCUUGCCAACCCAACUGGCCAGUGUCAGCUUUGUCUCUCCACGCUGAACUGUGCAGAGCGCUUGGGACCUUGUCUCUAGGGUUAUGCUUUAGCUAUAUGCAAAUGCUGAAAAAAUAAAAACAAGAUACUAAAAACAUCUCAAUUUUUUCAGUAGAUUAUGAUCGUAGCACAAAAAUUCCAGCACAUACACACCCUGGAAUGUUAUCAGUGAGGGAAUUAAUGGUUGUACGAGGAAUGUUCUACCAUGCUCAAUGCUCUUGGAUAUGCGAAUCAUCACCACCUGCAGACUUGUCUCCCAUCUAGCACAUCUCGAGGAAGUUAAAUGAAAUGGAAGCUGGAUAUUUUCCUGCAACUUCCUCAAAGAACAACACGAAAGCUAGUCAGUGUGGGAAGCCGCAGAAACAAAUUCUAUCUACUUUGGUCGCUUUUAAUGUGUUGUGCCUAUACUCGCACAACACAGUCACGUGAGUGUGUUUUCCACAUAUUGUUAAAGCCCCCUCCUGAUACCAGGAUUCCACACAAGGGAGUGCUCCUCUGAUUUUUGCUUGUAUCUAGCACAUCUGGGACGCCAUUGGUCGGAAAUCAUGGAGCUGGCAGAGGUGAACCUUAAUGAUUUGCAUUCCCAAGUGCAGCAUUGCAGAACAUUUCACAGACAACCAUUUCUAACCUCAUUGAUAGCAUGCUAUGGUGUUGUAAUGCAUGCACUUCUGAAUGAGGUGCUCAUUCUCAGUACUGAGAUGUUUUGUAUAUUUUGUUUCCUUUUUUUUAAUCAUUUGCAUAUCAAUGUUUAGUAAUGUACAGUAGCUUUGGCUUAUUUUUUGGUUGACCAACAACCCCCAAACAUGUGAAAUGAACACUUAGGCUUGACAUCAUGUUUUGGUAUGAAUGUAUUUGUGACCAUCUGAUUCCCACUUUGCUUCCACGUACUGUAUGUACUGGGGCAAAUAUUAAAGAUAAACCUGGCAGGUCCCUGGGCUUCUCCCUUCACCAAGGCUGUUAAUCAGGCCAGUCUGGACGGGAGGGCAUGGCAAGUUUGACUGUGAGAUGCUGCAUCCUCUCUACUGUAACUGGUCAUGUCAUACCCCAUUUUUUUUUUAAGCUCUUUGCUGCAUCCAACAGAGCUGAGGAAAACAGAUUAGGAACUGCCCUCCUCACAUGCAAGGUCCUGGGAUCAACGAGUGUCCCUGGGGACUUGACUGUUUCUGUUUAACUUUUUUUCUCUUUGGAUGUAUUUUCUUUUGGAAUAUGCUCUAUAUGGAGGAGAUUUAUCAUUGUUAUCUUUAGAAAGUCAUUUAUUUUUCCUUUGGAUUUCCUUAUGUGCAACAUAUAUAUGAUACUAUGGUGGGGUUUGAUAAAUUUGGACAAACAACAAUAAAUCACUUCAGAACACCAUUUUGCAUGAUUCCUCCUCAACUUUUUGAAAGUGCUCUCUAAAGCCAGUUAUGCAAGUCAGGUCUGGACUGGUGUAGAUUUGCAGUGUUUUGGAGGGCUUUGCGACUUUUUGUGCAACAUUUGUACUUGAGAAAUCCAUUACUACUUCAAAGUGAAAACAGAAAUUGACUUUAAAUUGAAUUUCUUACUGUGCAAAGUCACAAAAAAAAAAAAAGUGCU